AUGGCUCUGGUCUUGAGAUAUGUUGGCGUGGUGGACAUUAUCAAACAAAAAGGGGAUGUGGAGUUGCGAAAAUACAAGAAAGACCACCCGUUUGCACAACUUUCAGGGUCCGAUAACAUCAUUGCCUUCACAACUGAAAGGUACAAGAAGCAGCCUCUAAUUGUCCGUGGCCCAGGUGCAGGAGCCGAAGUGACAGCUGGAGGAGUAUUCAGUGACAUAUUGCGGCUUGCCUCUUAUCUUGGUGCUCCAUCAUAA
Ilex paraguariensis (yerba mate) is the source of this 255-nucleotide messenger RNA. Lineage: Eukaryota; Viridiplantae; Streptophyta; Magnoliopsida; Aquifoliales; Aquifoliaceae. The record is from the annotation of a GenBank genome assembly.